AUGGGAUUUAUGGAGCUAUUAUCGUGUGAUUAUUUUUUGCACUGUUAUUCUACUCAGAUUAAAUGAAAAAAAUUCCCCUGAGUGUCAUUUUUAAGAUUUUUAGCUUGACUUGCUGACUAUUUAAUGCCGAUUUUAGGUAAUUUAUGCUUUGUUCCGUUUAUUUCGAUGUGUUUGAAUGUGUUUGUGUGCGAUCAAUCUAUUGGAUAG
Molecule: messenger RNA, 207 nt
Organism: Blepharisma stoltei
Lineage: Eukaryota; Ciliophora; Heterotrichea; Heterotrichida; Blepharismidae
Source: the annotation of a GenBank genome assembly